AUGCCGGAUCUGACUCUCGAUAGACUUGCGCGACCAUCCCUCUGCUAUCAGUCCCCCCUCCCGACGUCCAACGCACCUAUCUCAACGAAAGCAUCUCUAGCUUACCCAUCGGGAGCCUCCGAUGAUAAAUUCAUUCUAUCGCCCCUCCUUACCUUACCCCCGGCAUUUGGGUCUGUCUACGUUGGAGAGACCUUCGGGUGCACCCUUAGCGCGAAUAAUGAAAUAGACGACGAUGACGACAAUGACGAUGAACGAAUCUUGACCUCUGUGCGCAUCGUCGCAGAAAUGACCACACCUUCGUCGGUCGCGGCAUUAGAGCUUGACCCGCCCACUGACACGGCAUCAACAGACGGCCUCAAGAUCGGCGAGUCAUUACAAAAGAUUGUACGAUUUGACCUGAAAGAAGAAGGGAAUCACGUGCUCGCCGUCAGCGUCAGCUAUACCGAGACGAAAAUAGGAUCGGACUCGCAGGCCGCCAGUGGCCGGGUGCGAACCUUUCGCAAAUUAUACCAAUUUGUGGCACAACCAUGUUUGAGCGUGCGGACCAAGGCUUCCGAACUUCCGCCCCUGGAAGUGGACAAUAAAUCGCUCGGCCCGUACGGGAAGACGAGAUUACUCCGAUAUGCGCUGGAAGCGCAGUUGGAAAACGUGGGCGAAGGCGCCGUGGUAGUCAAGCAAACGAAACUCAAUGCCAAGCCCCCGUUUCAAUCAAAAUCGCUGAAUUGGGAUACCAUGAAUUCCGAUAUGCCGCCAUUGCCGACCCUGAACCCCCGGGACGUUCUACAGGUGGCCUACUUGGUGGAACAAGAAGAAGGCCAGAACGAGGGCCUGGAGACUUUGCACAAGGACCUCCGCCGCGAUGGCCGUGCCACGCUGGGUCAAUUGUCGAUAGAAUGGCGCGGCGCCAUGGGCGAUAAGGGCUUCCUGACGACGGGCAACCUGAUGAGCCGGAAACGCACUUGA
Messenger RNA from Penicillium olsonii, 963 nucleotides. NCBI's taxonomy places the organism in Eukaryota, Fungi, Ascomycota, Eurotiomycetes, Eurotiales, Aspergillaceae. The record is from the annotation of a GenBank genome assembly.